AUGGCGUCAAACGAAGACUGCGCAUCGGUGUUGGAGCAAUUCAUUCACGAUGCCGCCAAUUUACCAGCCGAGAUCACCCACAUGAUGGAAGAAAUUGAGGCCAAGGACAAGGACCUGCAGAAGCACAUGUCCGUCAUCAACCAGAAAGACGCCAACAUUCAGAAGCAUCUCAGACUCAACGGAAUACUCGCCCCGCAUCCGAAGGAGAACGAGUUUGCCGAUCUAGUCAAGAAGAACUACGAAUUAUGCCACCAACUUCAGGAUCAAAAAGUCGCGUUGAGUGAAAAGGCCUGCAGUCUCUUGGAACGGCAGGUGAAGAAGCUGGACAUGAAGAUUAGGGAAUUGCAGAACGAUGGGCAACUUCUCGACGGCCCGCCCUUACCAAGCAUUUUCAGCCGCAAGGCUGACGCACAGAGGCCCUUCCUCGAUAUACCCGCCAAUCUCCCCCUACAAAAUGCAUCUAUUAGUGCUCUCAAUGCGAAUGCACCCAGGAUCAACGCGCACAUGGCUGCGACCAUGCAGCAGGCCCAGGCGAGACAGCUGCCACAGAUUGCCACAGGAAGCGCACCUCUUCAGCGGAGUUCGGCACCUGCAACGCCUGCUUCGGCCGUUCAACAACAGCGUCAACGAGAGCGAGAACAUUCUCUGGGCGCUGAGAACAAGCGGCGGAAAUUGGGAGUUCCACUCCCCGGCACAACCCUUCCGGCCCAGCCUUCCGGUCUCCGGCAAUCUUCACUUGGCCCAGGCACUCCAAAAGCGGGUACUCCUACCGGCACAAGCGCAAGCCGGGCAGGCAGCAUGCCUCGAUCCACGGGAGCACAGCAAUCAGCUGCGCCUAUCAAGAAGUCGGGUCUUUCUAAGAAAGCUAUCUCACAUCAGCAGGUCAAUAAGCUCAAGCAAAAGGUCACGAUCAAGGGAAGGGUAUCUGCUGGGCGCAAAAAGGGCCAAUCACCCUCGGUGCGGGGAGGACGUGGAGGGACUGCGGCCUCGGAAGAUGCAGACUCAGUGUUGUCAUCUGCAGAUGCCUCCGAGACUGAUGCCUCACAAUCAAGAGGAAGGCGAGGCACCAAGAAGCAACAACAAGCUGCAUCUGAGGAACCCGACGUUGACAUGGGCGAAGAAGAAGAAAUGGAAGACGAGGAAGGAGAAGACGACAAACGCUACUGUUUCUGCAACCAGCGCAGUUACGGUGAAAUGGUGGCCUGUGAGAACGAUGACUGCCCUUAUCAAUGGUUCCACACGGGCUGCUUGAACAUGAAGAAAGUUCCAGAUGAGGACGAAGAUUGGUAUUGUCCAACAUGUAGGGAAAAGCCCGAGAUUAUUGAAAAGGUCAAGAUGAAGAAGAAAACUGGCAGGAAGUAG
Molecule: messenger RNA, 1362 nt
Organism: Cladophialophora psammophila CBS 110553
Lineage: Eukaryota; Fungi; Ascomycota; Eurotiomycetes; Chaetothyriales; Herpotrichiellaceae
Exons: 1
Coding region: 1-1362 (453 amino acids)
Biological process (GO): regulation of DNA-templated transcription
Cellular component (GO): Rpd3L-Expanded complex; Rpd3L complex; nucleus
Source: RefSeq, a predicted model, not a curated record